AUGUCUUCUACGGAGCAUUCCUCCACCCCCACGUGGACACCAGGAGACUUCGAGCACCCGAAUCAGGACCUACGCCGGUCGAUGAUUAUUGCACUGGUGUUUGCUUACACCUUGUCGACUCUCUCCGUUGCUCUGAGGAUCCUGGCGAGAAAAGUGACCGGUAGCAAGCUUUUCAUGGACGACUAUUUGAUUAUGGUUGCUCUGUUCUUUAAAUACGCAUGCUCCAGUGGAGUCGUUGUCCUCCUGUUCAAUGGAAUGGGAUCACAUAUUACAAUGAUCCCAGCGAAGAAUCUCGUGGUUUACUUCCAACUCGGAUUUGCCAAUGCCUUUAUCUACACCGGCUGCAUCGCUUUCAUUAAAUUCUCUAUACUGGCGCUGUACAAGCGACUCUUUGCAGUCCGAUACAUGACAGUUGCAGUGAACAUCAUGUUUGGAUUCGUCGCUCUCUGGGUCGUGGGUGUUUACGUUGCCGGUGCUCUUCUGUGUAUUCCCACCAAGAGGUUCUGGGACCAGUCGGUUGAAGGAGCCUGCCUUGACCCAGCCAAGUUCUACUAUGGCAUGCAGAUCCCCAACAUCCUCUCCGAUAUCAUCCUCUUGAUCAUGCCUAUGAGAGUCGUGUGGACAUUACCGAUUCCCAAGUCCCAGAAAGCGCUUCUUUCUGGAGUAUUCCUCGUCGGUGGCCUAACCUUGAUCUUCAGUAUCUUCCGCCUCAAUGCUAUGAUUCGACUGGUUGAUCUGGGUCCUGAUAUUACGUACAACCAAGUUCCCGUCAUCGUGUGGACCUGUAUCGAAGCAGCAGUUGGAAUCACAGCUGCUUGUCUCCCCAACCUCCGCCCUCUGUUCAAACUGGGUUAUCGCAACUUCUGGUCUCAGAUUCGUUCGUCAAACAAUGUAUCUGAGAUAUCCGAAACGACUCUUGUGAGCUCGAGAAAUGCUGGAGGCACUAUCACUUCCAAUCAUAAGAAAGGUGACUCCUAUUCGAUUCGGCAGACUUUUGAGAUGCCUCGAUAUGAAGACUACAAGGAUGAGAAAGCGGUGGAGAGAGUCUAG
This is a messenger RNA of Penicillium samsonianum, 1050 nucleotides long. RefSeq lists its product as uncharacterized. The record is from RefSeq and is a predicted model, not a curated record. The transcript is spliced from 5 exons. Bases 1 to 1050 code for a protein of 349 amino acids. Lineage: Eukaryota; Fungi; Ascomycota; Eurotiomycetes; Eurotiales; Aspergillaceae.